This is a messenger RNA of Manis javanica (Malayan pangolin), 1185 nucleotides long. RefSeq lists its product as uncharacterized. The record is from RefSeq and is a predicted model, not a curated record. Gene Ontology annotation, cellular component: nucleoplasm; chromatin. Lineage: Eukaryota; Metazoa; Chordata; Mammalia; Pholidota; Manidae. Gene Ontology annotation, molecular function: poly(A) binding; poly(G) binding. Gene Ontology annotation, biological process: regulation of gene expression.
AUGAACAAACUCGAUGAAUUCAAGCAAUUCCGUGAGGGGUCCAGAAUCGAGGCCACAAAGACUCAACAAGAUGCCUGUAAAAUGUUCAUUGGGGGAAUACCUCUUGAGACAAGUAAGCAAUCUCUUUUUGAAUAUCUGGCUCAAUUUGGCGAGAUUAUAGAUCUUACUAUUAAAACCGACCAAAAAUCUGGACUGUCCAGAGGGUUCGGAUUUGUGCUUUUCAAAGAUAAUGCCACUGUUGAAAAGGUGCUCCAAGUAAAAGAGCACAAACUGGAUGGCAAGAUAAUUGAACUUAAAAGAGCUAAAGCCGUGGAAUUGAAAUUUACUUCAAAUAAGAUUUUUGUGGGUGGGGUAAACCCUCACCUAUCUGAAGAGAAAAUCAGAGAGUACUUUCAGUUAUUUGGAGUGAUUGAAAAUAUUGAGCUUCCAGUGUGUCAAGAAACAAAUGAAAGACGAUCUUUUUGUUUUAUCACGUAUGCUAAUGAACAACCAGUAAGGAGGCUGCUACAAACCAGAUACCGUCUAAUUGGCUCUCGGUGGUGUGAAAUUAAACUCGCACACCCAAAAGAAUGUGAGAAACCACAGCACAGCAGAGGAAGACAGGUUUCAUUUAACAGGCUAGGAAACCGCUGGGGAGAAAGAGGCUUUGCUGAAAACCCAGAUGCUUGUGGUGCAAACCCAAAUGUUUAUGUGGCAAACCGUAAUGCUUAUGGGGCAAACCCAAAUGACGGUGCAAACCCAAAUGCUUAUGUGGCAAACCCUAAUGCUUAUUGGGCAAACCCUAAUGCUUACGGGGCAAACCCAAAUGUUUACAUGACAAAUCCUAGUGUUUAUUGGGCAAACCCUAAUGCUUACGGGGCAAACCCAAAUGUUUACAUGACAAACCCUAAUGCUUACGGGGCAAACCCAAAUGUUUACAUGACAAAUCCUAAUGCUUAUGGGGCAAACCCAAAUGAUUACAUGACAAACCCUAAUGCUUAUUGGGCAAACCCUAACGCUUAUGGGGCAAACCCAAAUGCUUACAUGGCAAACCUUAAUGCUUAUGGGGCAACCCCAUAUGGCAGUGGUGCAAACCCAACUGUUUAUGUGGCAAACCCUAAUGCUUAUGGUGCAAACCCAAAUGGCAGCAGAGCAAAUACAGAUGUUUACAUACAUGCCAAACCUAAAUGUUUUUACAAAUCCUAA